Molecule: messenger RNA, 1534 nt
Organism: Hypanus sabinus (Atlantic stingray)
Lineage: Eukaryota; Metazoa; Chordata; Chondrichthyes; Myliobatiformes; Dasyatidae
Exons: 1
Biological process (GO): DNA integration
Molecular function (GO): nucleic acid binding
Source: RefSeq, a predicted model, not a curated record
AGCAACCAACAGCGGGGCAAGAUCAAAAAUGAUAAGAUUUUGCGGUGGAGGAUAGAACUCUCCACCUACACCUAUGAUAUCUUGUACCGGCCUGGCAGACUCAAUGAGCCCCCUGAUGCCCUAUCCCGGGGAACAUGUGCUAGCACACAGCUCGACCAGCUGUACGCCCUUCAUGCACAACUUUGCCAUCCGGGGGUCACCCGAUUUUACCAUUUUGUGAAAGCUCGGAACCUGCCGUACUCCCUGGAGGACAUCAGGACGAUGACCAGGGACUGCCAAAUUUGUGCCGAGUGCAAACCGCACUUCUACUGUCCUGACACGGCACAACUUGUCAAGGCCACCCGCCCUUUUGAACGCCUGAGUGUUGACUUUAAGGGCCCCCUUCCCUCCACUGACCGCAAUGUCUAUUUUCUCAGUGUUAUUGACGAGUUCUCACGGUUCCCCUUUGCCAUCCCCUGCCCCGACACCACUGCCACGUCCGUCAUAAAAGCCCUGCGCCAGCUCUUCACUCUGUUCGGGUAUCCCUGCUAUAUCCACAGUGAUAGAGGGUCCUCCUUUAUGAGUGAGGAGCUGCGCCAGUACUUGCUAGCUAGGGGCAUUGCUACCAGUCGGACCACGAGUUAUAAUCCCCGGGGUAAUGGCCAGGUAGAGCGGGAGAAUGCCACAGUGUGGAAGGCCACACUUUUAGCCCUUAAGUCCAAAGGGUUGCCGGUCUCUCGAUGGCAGGAGGUCCUCCCUGAGGCACUGCACUCUAUCCGCUCUCUGUUAUGUACGUCCACCAAUGCCACCCCUCACGAACGCCUAUUCUCUUUUCCCAGGAAGUCUGUCACUGGGACCACCCUACCAGUUUGGCUGACGUCCCCGGGGCCAGUGCUGCUCCGGAAACAUGUGAGGAGCAAUAAAUACUCCCCGCUGGUGGAGAGGGUUCACCUUCUCCAUGCGAACCCCCAGUAUGCUUACGUGGUCUUACCUGAUGGGCGGGAGGACACGGUCUCCAUCCGCGACCUGGCACCCGCAGGUGCAGCAGACCACUACCCUGAAGGCUCUCCGGUAACUGUGAACCCUGCACCAGAGGUGACACCGUACUCACCAGGCCCUACACAGACUCCUCACGACACUUGUAUACCGGGCGUUUCGUACGCAUUUAUACCAGGCGCCUCGCACAUGCAUGAGGGAUCACCGGCGCCUAGUGGGCAAGAACACGCGCAACCCCCGUCCCCUGUGCAAUCGCCAAUGUUGCCGGCACCUAUGCGGUCACAGCCGGUGCUACGUAGAUCGUAGCGACAGAUUCGACCGCCUGAUCGGCUUGACUUGUAAGAACCUUCGCUACAUGAGGACUUUUUCAAACGAAGGGGGGGUGAAUGUGGUGAACUAUGUGCCUGUCGGGACACGCCCCUGCUGACUGCUCCUGUGGCUCCUCCCACAGGCCCCUGUAUAAAGGAGACCUGCGGCCUGAAGAUCGGCCUCAGUCUCCAGGACCUUGUAUGAUAGACACUCACUCCUGGUUCCUUCUUCCAGUCAAUAAAAGCCGAUA